Molecule: messenger RNA, 826 nt
Organism: Vespula pensylvanica (western yellowjacket)
Lineage: Eukaryota; Metazoa; Arthropoda; Insecta; Hymenoptera; Vespidae
Product: peroxiredoxin-6-like
Exons: 5
Coding region: 80-742 (220 amino acids)
Biological process (GO): cellular oxidant detoxification; cell redox homeostasis
Cellular component (GO): cytosol; mitochondrion
Molecular function (GO): peroxiredoxin activity
Source: RefSeq, a predicted model, not a curated record
UGUUACAUCAGUCUACAUUCGACUCUUUCUGAGUACACACUUGUCUUCGGUGAUAUAUUUCAAACUUUCUUUUUUUAAGAUGAGAUUAAACUCAGUUAUUCCAAAUUUUAAGACCGAGACCACUCAAGGUCCAAUUGAAUUUUACGAAUGGCAAGGCAAUUCAUGGGUAGUUCUCUUUUCUCAUCCUGCCGAUUUUACACCAGUUUGUACUACCGAAUUGGGUCGUAUUGCUGUUCAUCAACCCCAUUUUGAGCGACGUAAUGUUAAACUUUUGGCUCAUUCCGUAGACAAGCUCAAAGAUCAUGUUGACUGGGUGAAUGAUAUCAAAUCUUAUUGCCGUGAUAUUCCCGGAGCAUUCCCGUAUCCGAUCAUCGCCGAUCCAAAUAGAACUUUAGCAGUACAGCUCGAUAUGAUCGAUGAGGAUAGCAAAGAUGAUCCAGAAACUGCUCAAACUGUUCGAGCACUUUACAUUAUAAGUCCAGAUCAUCGACUUCGUUUGUCAAUGCAUUAUCCAACUUCUACUGGACGUAACGUCGACGAAAUGUUACGUGUGAUCGACUCUCUACAGUUGGUCGAUAGAAAACCGGAAAUUGCAACGCCUGCCAAUUGGAUCCCUGGAGAAAAGGUCAUGAUCUUGCCAACUGUAAAAGAUGAAGAUUUACCUAAACUCUUCCCUAAAGGAGUCGAUAAGGUUUCCAUGCCAUCAGGCAAAGUUUACGUUCGUACAACUACAGAUUAUUAAAUAUUAAAAUGUUAAUAUAAAUAAUGAUAAUAUACAUGUUAUCCUUUCAUUUAUAUACUUGUAUUAAAUGAAUAUAAAAAAUGA